Messenger RNA from Mastomys coucha (southern multimammate mouse), 4380 nucleotides. It is a transcript of the gene Cd28, whose product is annotated as CD28 molecule. The transcript has 4 exons. Lineage: Eukaryota; Metazoa; Chordata; Mammalia; Rodentia; Muridae. The coding region runs from base 150 to 809 and encodes 219 amino acids. Gene Ontology annotation, biological process: positive regulation of T cell proliferation; T cell activation; immune response. The record is from RefSeq and is a predicted model, not a curated record. Gene Ontology annotation, cellular component: membrane; external side of plasma membrane.
CCUUGUGGUUUGAGUCCCUUGAUCGCGUACUCUGUAAAGUGGCCCUGGAUGGCAGAGAGUCAUAGACCUUGGCAGGUAGGACUUCAGUUCACACCACAGUCUGCCUUGCUCACAGACGAGGGGCUGCAGCUCUAAACCUCGUCAGGACAAUGACCCUCAGGCUGCUGUUCUUGGCUCUCAACGUCCUCUCCUCAGUUCAAGUAACAGAAAACAAGAUUUUGGUGAAGCAGUCCCCGCUGCUUGUGGUAGAUAGCAACGAAGUCAGCCUCAGCUGCAGGUAUUCCUACAACCUUCUCGCAAAGGAGUUCCGGGCAUCCCUUUACAAGGGCGUGAACAGUGACGUGGAAGUCUGUGUUGGGAAUGGGAAUUUUUCCUAUCAGCCCCAGUUUCGCCCAAAUGUGGGGUUCAACUGUGAUGGGGAUUUCGACAACGAAACAGUGACGUUCCGUCUCUGGAAUCUGCAUGUUAAUCACACAGAUAUCUACUUCUGCAAAAUUGAGGUCAUGUAUCCUCCGCCUUACUUAGACAAUGAGAAGAGCAACGGAACUAUUAUUCACAUAAAAGAGAAGCAUCUUUGCCAUGCUCAGGCAUCUUCUAAGCUGUUUUGGGCACUGGUCGUGGCUGCUGGAGUCCUGUUUUGUUAUGGCUUGCUAGUGACCGUGGCUCUCUGUAUUACCUGGACAAAUAGUAGGAGGAACAGGCUCCUUCAAAGUGACUACAUGAACAUGACGCCCCGGAGGCUUGGGCCCACGCGCAAGCAUUACCAGCCUUAUGCCCCUGCGAGAGACUUUGCAGCGUACCGCCCCUGACAGGGACCCCUAUCCAGAAGCCCGCCGGCUGGUACCCGUCUACCUGCUCACCAUCACUGCUCUGGAUAGGAAAGGACAGCCUCAUCUUCAGCCGGCCACUUUGGACCUUUACUGGGCCACCAAUGCCAACUAUUUUAGAGUGUCUAGAUCUAACAUCACGAUCGUCUUGAGACUCUGGAAUGAAUGAAAGAAACUUCUAUGGCAGGAUAAAGUCUGUGUGGCUUGACCCAAACUCAAGCUUAAUAUAUUUAUUGACUUGAUUGGGCAAGUUAGAGUAGAGAAAUCAAAAAGUAAGAGAAUUCUUUCAGCCUUGGAAAGCCAAUUUGCAGGCUUCUGGAUGAGCCCCGCCCCUUUUUCACUUAACGGCACAUUUCAGUCAUGUGACGUGUGAUGGCCAAAGAUGUUUAAGACAGAGAAGAAAGAAUAGAAAACUCUUUUCUUUGGCUAAGUUGGUGUUUGGGGUGGGGGUAGGUUAGAGUAUAGUACUUAACUAUUUGAAAAAUAAUUAAAACACUUUUUUUUUUCACUCAUGAAAUGAGCCACUUAGCUCCUAAAUAGUGUUUUCCUGUUAGUUUAGAAAGAUGUUGACAUAUUUUUGAUGAUUUCUGACCAUUUUAAAUCACAUUGACCCACGGAGUGGCCUCAAAGUACCCCCAGGGCUUGUUUCCUCAUUCCCUAUGAUGGGAAUUCAGUAUUAUUAAUAUUCACAACCCGAUUUCAGAACUAAAUAGCCCUCCCACACCAAGAAGAAUGUGAGAAGAAGUAAGGUCACUUUAUGUAAAACACACCCACACACCCACAUAUGUAUACAUACAUGCAAACAUAUACAUACAUACAUACAUACAUAUGCAUACACACACAUACAAUGCUAUGAAGAAUUAUCUGUUUAGUAGCCUGUUAUAGUCAAACCAAUUAAGUUUCAACUUUCCAUAGUUGGGCCACUUGUUGUCCUUUAUGGAUAUCUGAAAUUGUGUCUGUAUAGUGCUAGUCAUGAUACUGUGAACAAAAAGGAUGGUGUUAGUAUUUGUUAGGGAGGCAAGGAUGCGUUCCAGGGAGCUUCCUCUGAGGAAGGGAAUGAGGUCAUUCUUGCUCUGUACAAAAGAGUUGGGCACCAUAGGGAGCCCCGGUAUGAGUUCCUUUAGACUCUAAUGUUUAGAGGGAUUUUAUAUGUUCUAGGACUCAGGACUUCAGAACUUUGUGGGCUCAGCUGCUUCAUACCAUGGGGAUUCGUUGACAUGAACAAUUAUUUUGGAGUGUGUCUUUAGGGACGACAUCAAAGUUCUCAAGAACCUACAAGACACGAUACUGGAAUGAAGGUGGACUUUUUUUUUUUUUACUUCCAGUUUGGGUCAACUGGAAUGUCUCUGGGGACCUUGAAGAAUGACUGUACAGCUGUCUUCACCAUUUGUAUAGUGCUUUGAAUUAUUCAGAGGUUUUAAAGGCAGGAAGACCUGGUUAAAAAAAAAUCUCAUUACUAGUUAAAUGGCCUUGGGCAAGUCACUGUUCAUUCAAGACUAUGAUUCCUCAACUGUAAAAUGGACAUAAUGAAACUUGCUGUGAUCCUCCGGCCUCUGCCUCCCAAGAGUUGGGAUUACACGAGUGCACAAUCAUGACCAGCUGUAACAUAAAUUUAACUCAUGAGAAUCUCUCAGCUUCAAUGAUUUUCCAGCUAAUUGGAAUAGUUUUUCUUAUAAUCAAACACGAGGCAUUUUCCUCUCCCCACCCCCACUGUUUUUGUGUAUAAAGAGGUCCUUAAACUUUAAAUAUAUAUGGGGUAGGAAGAGAUAGGAAUCUUUUAAUUCUAGACAGAAGAUAUUGUGUUCUGGUAGAUUUUUUUUUUUAAAUUGGCUUCUAUUCUGUGCCUUUAAUUAAACCAGAGAAGGCCAAGAUCAGCCCUACUUCUGUGAUAAAAGACUGCUGGCCCUGGCACUUGUGACUGCAGCCAGCAUCUUGACAUGUAAAAUUCUUGAGUCUAAGUUAAAAAAAAAUGUAUUUGAAAAUGACAGAGCUGGAGAAUUUACAGAAAGGGCAAUAACAAAUAACAAACCCCCUUUUAAAUGGAAAGAUUUGGUCUUUGGCAAUCGACGACGUUGUUUUCUAACUGGAAAAGGAGGUUUACUGGAGAUGAAUCACACCUGAGAGUUUUCAUACCUCCUCUGAACACAACUCAAGCAUAGGUGUCAGAAGCCUUUCGCUAUCAGUAUGAACCAACACAUGGUUUAAAAACACUGGUUCAGAGUAAAGCUUUUGCUGUCUUAGAUGUAGUGUGUAUGAAGAAAACUAUGUCACUUGCUGCUAUUAUUGUAAGAGUCUUAGAAUUAAAGGUGUGCCUGUAAGUUUUAAUUGUGAGCUCACCUACUUGGGACUGAGCAUACCAAUUUUAAAGAGACCCGGUAUACCUUAUAGCUACAUCCAAUGAUAAAAUUACCACACUAGUAUGUGCCUGUGUUUAAACUCGUGCUUUAAUGUUUUCCUUAGCACAGGUGUGCACCCUCUUCACAGUGAAUCAGGAGAGAUUUUGCUAUUUGGAAAAGUAUAUGACAUACAUUUUUACACCUUUGGGUCCCUCUCUCUGUGUGUCUCUCUGUGUCUGUCUCUUUCUCCUGUGCAUGUAGCUCCCCCUCCCCCAUUUCUCUGACUCUGUCUCUUCCUCUCUCUCCCUCUCUCUGUGUCUCUGUGUAUCUCUCUGUCUGUCUCUGUCUCUGCAGAUUUUCAAACGUUGUUUUUCUUUGGGAGAAAUACAAGCUGUGGUGGGUUUGCGAGACAUCAGUAGCAGUUUAUCAGUAGGCCAAUGUUUUAUCUCUUGAAGAUUUCAGUCUGGGUUUACCCAGUGUGCUCUCUGUGAUCUGACUGCUGGGGGACAGAUAGAACUUGAUUGAGCCUUCAGUCAUUUAGAUCUUCAAUUAUUUAGUCAACUAAGCGAGCCACUAAUUUGCAUGGCUAUUUUAAUAGGCAUACUGAUGGUCAAAUGGAUGUCUGAUCUCCCAUCCUAGUUUUCUGUACUGCCAUAUGGGAACUAUACGUGACUUGUAUACUCACUUGAAUAUGUUAAAUUCAACUACGUGAGAAAACCAGAAACCACAGUGUUCAUGUGCAUAUAGCCACCAUCAACCCAAGUAAAAUGCUGGAGUGUGGGUCCUUUCAGGACUUGUGAAUGAGUUUAUGCUAUCUACAAAGCCAGUUGAAGCUUAAAUCUCUCUUACACUGUUAUGUUUAUGAAAAUAUCAAAAGCUUGUUCUUGUACCAGCGACUUAACACAUAUCAUUCAUACUAUUUUCUCUGUCUACAAUGUUAUAGAUAUAGAUAUCUGUUUGGUUUGCUCUUACAUCCUUGACAUAUUUGCCCAAAUGGCACCUUCGUUAUCACCUCUACAACCUGUCGCCAUGCUUGGCUUUAUUUUCUCUAUAACUCUAUUACUAGAUGCUUUUCUUAUUUAUUGGUUUAUUGUCUGUUUUUAUCCUAAUCUACACUGGAUCUCCAAAGGGAAAGAGCUCCACGGGCUCUGAUUUUAUUGCUGUAUCUCUAAGGCCUAGAACAAUGCUUAGCACGCAAUAAAUAUUUAUUCACUGAA